CUGAGUGAGUACCGCGGCGAGCUUGCGGCGUUUCGUCGUAAGAGCUGAGCCUAGGCGCGGCGAGUACGAAGGAUUGCACCUAGAGCUAAGUAUGUUUACUUGAAGGAGUAUUUUCAAGUUACCAAUACAAACAAACAAAAACCUAAGUUUUAGGUUGAUUUGACAAAUUAAGUGUAUUGUCCAGAUGAUUUUCUUAAUUAAAUUGACCUGUUGAGAAACGAGAUACAAACACUAGGAAGAACCUGCUCUUGUGCACUAAGGGUAGGACAAUGUCACAAGUUAAAAACUCUUACUCCUUUGAUGCUCCCUCGGACUUCAUCAAUUUUACAUCUUUGGAUUAUGAGGAAGAUACAGAAAAUGUGGACUCAUGGUUUGAAGAGAAGGCCAAUUUAGAGAAUAAGUUUCUUGGGAAAAAUGGGACAGGAGAGCUUUUUCAAAACAAAACUUCCCUGAGAAAAGCAAAUCUUCAGCAAGCUAGUCUUACACCUUUGCGACCAGUUGAGAACACUUACUACAAAGAGGCAGAAAAAGUAAAUCUUAUGGAACAUUCUAAUUCAUCAAAUGCUUAUUGCACCCUGGAAGUUGAGGGAACCAAAUCAAGAAAUACUCCAGCUCAGCCUCAGAGGAUAUCGCUUAGACUCUCUGCCCAGAAGAAUUUGGAGAAGAAAGAAAAACACCAUGUUCAGAUGAAAGCAAAGAGAUGUGCUACUCCUGUAAUCAGUGAAAUUCCACCUUCCAAAAAGAUGAAAAUUUCUCAAAACAGAAAGGAGCCAGAGGAAGAGGAAGAGGAAGAGGGCAGUGCUCAAGAUACUUCCAAAACGAAUAAAAUUUCCCUCAAAAAAGUGAAGGGUAGACGUACUAUGCCUCAUGUACCAACUAUAAAGCAGAAGGUUCUCAAAAGUACUGAGGAGCAAGAGUUGGAGAAGAGCAUGAAAAUGCAGCAGGAGGUGGUAGAAAUGCGGAAAAAGAAUGAAGAGUUCAAGAAACUUGCUCUUGCAGGAGCAGGGCAACCUGUGAAGAAAUCAGUGAGCCAGGUAACCAAAGUAGUUGACUUCCACUUCUGCACAGAUGAGCGAAUCAAACAACAUCCUAAGGGCCGGGAAGAGUAUAAGGAAGUGAACUUUACAGCUGAACUGCGAAAGCAUCCCCCCUCUCCUGCCCGAGUGGCUAAGGGAUGUACUAUCAUUAAGCCUUUCAACUUGUCCCAAGGAAAGAAGAGAACAUUUGAUGAGGCUGCUACUCCGUAUGUGUCCCUGGCACAGCAGGUUGAGGCGUUCCACAAACGAACCCCUAACAGAUAUCAUUUGAGGAGCAAGAAGGAAGAUAUUAGCCUGUUAUCCUCCAAAUCUUCUGUGACCAAGAUGUCCACAGAGCCACAGACCCCUGUACUGCAAACCAAAUACCGAGCAAGGCCUGUGACCUGCAAAAGCACAGCGGAACAGGAGGCUGAAGAGCUUGAGAAACUUCAGCAAUACAAAUUCAAAGCACGAGACGUUGAUUCCAGAAUUCUUGAAGGUGGGCCCAUCUUGCCCAAGAGACCACCUGUGAAACCACCCACUCAGCCUAUUGGAUUUGAUUUGGAAAUUGAGAAAAGAAUCCAGGAGCGAGAGUCAAAGAAGAAGUCAGAGGAUGAACACUUUGAAUUUCAUUCCAGACCUUGCCCUAUUAAGAUCCUGGAAGAAGUUGUGGGUGUUCCAGAGAAGAAGGUACUUCCAAUCACCAUCCCCAAGUCUCCAGCCUUUGCACUGAGGAAUAGAAUCCGCUUGCCCACCAAAGAAGAUGAGGAAGAGGAUGAACCAGCAGUGAUAAGAGCUCAGCCUAUGCCACAUUAUGGGGUGCCUUUUAAGCCCCACAUCCCAGAGGCAAGAACUGUAGAAAUAUGCCCUUUCUCCUUUGAUUCUCGGGACAAAGAACGCCAACUACAGAAGGAGAAGAAAAUAAAAGAAUUGCAGAAAGGAGAGGUACCCAAAUUUAAGGCACUUCCUUUGCCUCACUUUGAUAGCGUUACCCUGCCGGAGAAGAAGGUAAAGAAUGUGACCCAGACUGAGCCGUUUGAGCUGGAGACUGACAAACGAGGUGCUAGGAAGGCUGAGACAUGGAAGCACCAGCUGGAGGAAGAACUGAAACAGCAGAAAGAAGCAACUUGUUUCAAGGCUCGUCCAAACACUGUCAUCUUCCAGGAGCCCUUUGUUCCCAAGAAAGAGAAAAAAUCAGUUGCUGAGGACCUUUCUGGUUCUCUAGUUCAGGAACCUUUUCAGUUGGCCACUGAGAAGAGAGCCAAGGAGCGACAGGAGCUGGAAAAGAGAAUGGCUGAGGUGGAAGCCCAGAAAGCCCAGCAGCUGGAGGAGGCCAGACAGCAGGAGGAGGAACAGAAGAAGGAGGAGCUGGCCAGGCUACGGAAAGAACUGGUGCACAAGGCAAAUCCAAUACGCAAAUACCAGGCUGUGGAGAUAAAGUCAAGUGACCAGCCUUUGACUGUGCCUGUCUCCCCUAAGUUCUCCACUCGAUUCCACUGCUGAAGUAAACUGUGAGCUGCAGAUACUGCCUGGCAGCAGGAGCUGCUCAUUACGUCACCCCAGGCAUGGAGAGACUCACCGACAACUGUGGGGCCGGUUCUGUGGAGAAGUGUUUUCAGAUAUUUUAAGGCUAAAAUGAGACUCAGCUAACUCAUGUUUGCCUUGUUGAGACUUCUUCUAGUGGUUUCUUUUAGACAUCAGUUGACCCUCAAUUAGAAUUUCAAGUCUCUGUGUCAGCACAGUGCAAUUUCUUUCUCCCUUUUUCCCUUCCCUUCAUAUAUAUAUAUAUUUUAAUCAGAAAAUAAAGAUAGUUAAAUCUUGAGGUAGGAUGUAAGUCAUGGUUUAAAUGAGGAACAGUGUAUCAGAUUCUUUCCUCUUCUCUGUACAGAAUGAGUUUCUAGUUCAGAGCCCUGUGUCAUGAGGAUGGAGAACUCAGUAACUGUGCCGGUGAAGACACACACAGCAGCCACUUGACAAGCUUCUAGCAGAGCUGCUGUUAAGGCCCAUUCCCUCCUCAGUGCUGAUAAAAACAGUUGUGCUGAAUACAUUUUAAGAUCUGGCCAGGAAUAAAUAUAUUUUGUCUUUCCCCUCCCUGGUUUUGUUACUUGUUGUUUUAAAAUUUAAGCCCCUUUUGAGGUCACAUCAUAUUGGGGAAGUGGGUGAUUUGAAAUGUGGGUCCAGGAUCUUUCCAAAACACAGGCUCUAUCCAUAAAAGAAAGUGCGAUGUAAUUUUUUUCUGUCUAUGGCAGAAUAUCACUCCAUAUUGUGUUAACUCGCUUCCAGUAACCACCUAAUCAUGUGUGUUAUACCUUCACAUAGAUUGUGCCUUUUUCCCUAGAUGAAUUUUUUUUUUUUUUGGUACUGGGAAUCGAACUCAGGACCUUGUGCUUGUGAGGCAGGCAGUGGCACCACUGAGCUACAUCUCCGGCCCUAGAUGAACUUUUUUCUCAUCUGGUAAAUUUCUUAUAAGAUUCAGCCCAAGUAAAAUAUAUUUUAGAAUUCUUUCCUUGACCAUCUGACCUCAGAUAAAGAUGGUCACUUCCUUUUGCCUUCCAAGUGUUUCUCGUAUGAAAUAUCUCUAGUAGAACAAUUGUCCCCGAGUUGCUUGUAGUUCUUCACAAAAUAAUAGAGAUAUGUCAGUUCCUUGAAGACAAGAACAUUGUAGUCUUGUAUUUCUUGUGAUUGACACAUAAUUAGGUUAGGUCUAUGCUAAGUAAUACAUUUUGUUUUGGCUUUGCAUUAUUUUUGAAUAUCUCUUCUGUCACUCAUUACUCCUGUGCCAGAAAAUACAAAAGUAGCCGUGUUCUGUACAGGCCAGUCCUGAGCACCAUAUAUGACAUCAGACCUAAUGCUGUAUCCGUGCAGUGAGCAUUUAUGGAUUUCCUCUUACACACACACAACAUUGCAGAUCCAGCAAUAGGUGACAGCAAGGUAGUGCUUUUCACAGUAUGACUUACAGAUCCCUUCCUCCUGGAGGCCAUGGAUCAGCUCAAAAUGAGAUUCUUUAUUUCCCAGAGAUAUGUAGUAUAUGGUUUUACAGCCAUAUAUUUAAUUCACUUAAACAUUUAUGGUGCUAAAUAUAAAUACACACACACACACACACACACACACACACAACCCCUUUGGUACUGUGCUAGUCUCUGGGAAUACAGCACCGAGCAAAAAGGUCUGUGCCUUUGGUGGAGCUUAUUAUAUUUUAGUGGGAGAGACAGUAACGUGUGAGUAUUCUUCUGUCUGAUGAGAGGUCUUACCAUACCUGCUGUGCAGAUGGACUGGGGUGGAAGAGGAGCACGUGAGACUGGGAAGGCAGAGCUGCCCGUGGGUUGGUAUGGUGGCUGCAGUGGAGGUGGCAAGAAUGGUUGGCUUCUGAAUUCAUUUGACAGUGUAACCGAUAAGUCUUGCUAAGGGAUUGGACCUGGAGGAGUUAGGAAGGGUAUACAGCUAUCAUCUUCAAACAGACAUGGUCUUCCAUAAUUCUUGUAUUCUCGGUUUUAUUUUUCUGGACAUCUAUUGCUUUGGUCUUUUCACCCCUACUAAUCUCUUGGUUUCUUCUCUGGGUCUGUCCUGUGUAGCUUUUCUCUCUACUUGUGUCACAACUCUCUACCAGUUCCCUAAUUCAUGUGUUUCCUUCUGACAUCACUUUUUCAUAUAUCUUCUAUGUUUCUGUGUUUGAUUGUUGGGACGUAAAUCCAGCCGUCUAACUGAGUGCUUUAGUAAGUAUCACUGUAGUGAGAAUUAUGGACUUGGAAACCUUCCAUCUCAUCUGCCCCAUUCUGGAUUGUCCCAGCCUAGACCCCCAUAUCAGAGUGGUAAUAUAUGGCAGUAUUUUAGAGAAGUCAUUACAAGGUGUGACUAAAAAUAGGUAAAUAUUUAAGUUUUAAGAAGUUAUUACAGGCCAGGCGUGGUGGCACACGCC
Fukomys damarensis (Damara mole-rat) is the source of this 4932-nucleotide messenger RNA. RefSeq names its product TPX2 microtubule nucleation factor (gene Tpx2). Gene Ontology annotation, biological process: regulation of mitotic spindle organization; activation of protein kinase activity. NCBI's taxonomy places the organism in Eukaryota, Metazoa, Chordata, Mammalia, Rodentia, Bathyergidae. Gene Ontology annotation, cellular component: microtubule; spindle. Bases 270 to 2519 code for a protein of 749 amino acids. The transcript has 19 exons. The record is from RefSeq and is a predicted model, not a curated record.